AUGGAUCAACCCCCAGAGGAGCCCUAUAGAUGCCCAGCUCCAAGACAUAAGUGCGCCAUGAAUGGAGAUUUUGAAUUCUAUAUUUACGGCUCAGUACUUUCAGAUCCAGCCAGCAUACAAUUUAAAACUCUAACAUUUCAGCGUAUUAUAAAUCAAGUUGUUCCACCGAUAUGUAUUGAUUUCACACCAAUCAUAUUAGUUGCGGGACCAGAUAACGUACGCAAUAGUGUUGGUGUGGAAUUUUAUUUGUCUUUAUCAGAUGUUCAACAAAUUUGCCCACCAAACAGAGUUAAAAAACAGGCUAGCCAAUUGCAGAUCCGUAUUGGAGAAAGUCUAUCAGAGAUGAGCGAAUUGUCAGAAGAAUUACCACAACCAAUAUUUAUAUUUAUCAAUUCUAAACUAAUACCAACGAUCGAUAUAAAAAGCCCUUUAAAUGUUAAUGCUAUUGAUUAUUUGCACUUAAAUACUGUUAAUGCUAAUACGAUCACAAUUUCUUGGCCACCGUGUAAUAGAAAUUAUUAUAUGGUGGUAAACUUGGUGGAUAUAAUUAGUGUUGAAGAAUUGGUAGAAGACAUAAAAACGGACAAAGAUCGAUUUUUUUUAGCAUUGGAAACAAAAAAAAAAGCCAAGGAAUUGUUCAAAAAUUCUGGUAAAGAUUUGGAGACCUACAAGAUGACUCUUUUAUGUCCAAUAAAUAAAUCAAAAAUGAAGCUACCGGUCAAAUCUGUCAAUUGUGAACAUUUACAGUGUUUUGACCUGGAAGCUUUCAUUUCUUCGAAUAAGAUAGACCCCAUAUGGAUGUGCCCUAUAUGUAUGAGGUCCUGUAUCUUGGCUGAUUUGAAAAUAGACUCGUUCCUUUUGUUUAUUAUCAAUAGUAUAAACUUACCUAAAACUUGUGAGGAAAUAGAACUUGAUGCGAAUGGUAAAUGGAAACCAUGUAUACUGAACAGUGAUAGUCGUGAAGGUAUUUUGGGUACAUCUUGCACCUCUUUAGAAAAAACUAUUCUUGAAAUUGAUUUGGGUAACUCAGAUGAUGAAGAUCUCGGUGACUUUGUAAAAACAGUAUUACCGAUAACAAGUGCAGAGAAUUCCAAUGGUUCGAAACCAAACAUUUGUAUGAAUACCACUUCAAACACUUUGGAGACUAACACAGAAGAAAAUCUGCCACUUUUCAAAAUUAUAAAAUAA
Macrosiphum euphorbiae (potato aphid) is the source of this 1188-nucleotide messenger RNA. Lineage: Eukaryota; Metazoa; Arthropoda; Insecta; Hemiptera; Aphididae. The record is from the annotation of a GenBank genome assembly.